CCCCUCUCUCUCUCUCUUUUCUGAAGUGUGUUUUCCUGGUGGGACAUGCGGGGAGAGGGGCUGUGCUCACACUUCCACGGACUGGGACAGAGCUGAGCGGCGGCAGCUCCGACCAGCUAAAUACAUGAACUCUCCUCAGUCACAUCUGCCGUUGGGCCAGUUGGAAAACAUUUGCAUAAAGCUGCGAUCCGACCCCAACGAUGCCGUCGCUGUCUGCUCCGGGGGCGCUUGAGAGUUUGUAAAGAGUUUGAGGGAAGAACCGGUUUUCCUUGGGACAUUACCGCAGCUUUUGUGUCUUUGAAUGGUGGGUUGUUUUUCCUGCCUGACAGGGCCAAGGAGAAGUUACAGCUGCCCCCCGAAAAAGCUCUCUGCCACUAAUUCUUUACAGAUGGACUUGAGAUAAUUACAAUUGAAGCCCUACUCUUUUCCUGAACUCCAGCCAGUCCCAGAGCCCCCAUCAUUCAUCAGAAUGACUGAUCCCACUGGGCUGCGAUCUGAACUGGAGGGGACAGGCAUGGCGGAGGUCGACACCUGUAGUUUGGAAAUAGAGAGAAAGUAUGACAUCAUCCCUGCCGUCAUCUGCUCCAUGUGUUGCCUUUUUGGUAUAAUCUACUGCUUUUUUGGUUACCGCUGCUUCAAGGCUGUCAUGUUUCUGUCUGGUCUGAUGUUUGGCUCGGUCAUCAUCUUUCUGUUAUGUCAUAAGGAGCACGUGCUGGACACCCAGCUGAGCGUGGAGGCCAGUGCAGGCAUCGGCCUCGGCAUAGGCCUCCUAUGUGGCCUAGUCACGAUGCUGGUGCGGAGUGUGGGCCUCUUCAUGACGGGCCUGCUGUUGGGACUCCUCCUGGCCCUCGCCGCCCUGCUGGUCACCCACCAGUUCUACACGCCGACCACAGUCUGGGUGCCCCUGGGUGCUUUACUGGGAACAGGCAUGCUGUUUGCCGUGCUCACACUGCAGUGGCAGAAAAUGUUCACCAUGCUCUCCACUGCUGUGUUCGGAGCCGCGAUCAUGACAGUGUGUGCAGAUUACUUUGUGGAGAUGCUGGCUUUGGGCAACCAUGUAUAUGACACGUUGCGCCUCACGCCUGGGCCGGCGCUGUGCUGGUAUAGCUGGGUCAUUCUGGGCAUCUGGCCUGCUCUCAGCCUAAUAGGAGUACUGGUGCAGUGGAAACUGACAGACGACAGCUUCUCACACACUGAGGUUGUCAUCAGCCGAAGGCAGAAGAGAGUCCAGCUGAUGCGGAUCCGAGAGAAGGACGCCAAGAAGCGACAGCAGGCAGGUGGGCAGGAAGGCACGUACCGCCGUAAACCCACCCCAGUGAAACGUUACGCUGGGGAUCUACUGGCACCGAGUUACCUGCAAAGUCUGCGGGACAGACAGAUGGGCACAGGCACUUCCCUUAGCAGCCAAGGCACCAUGAACCAGACCAUGAUCGACAUAGACUACGAUACUGGAUCCACGGCCCCCCUCACAGCCACUACGCCCGUCGUCAGGGUCUGAACCUCACAGAGACGGGACAUGGGACUUUGUUGCGCUCUCUGGUUAUCUUAACUGUGUCUUCCUAAUGUAGAGUAGAACCAAGAACCUGCUCCACUAGACUGAGGCUUUUAUUACCGUGAAACGGAUGUGGAGCAAGGACGGUUAUUCUCCUUUAGUGAAUCCUGAGUGUUCAGUGGAAUAAAAUGCUGCUCGCCGGUGGGAAGAGACAGGUGUCCAACUCCUGUUUGAUGAUGCUAAAACCACUGUGACCUCUGUUUUUCUCAGAGAAACAAUGAAAACGGAUACUAACAAAAUAAAGACGUUUCUACUCCCCUUAUAUUAACUAGGAAAGCACAAGUACGAGCCUUAGAAACAUUUAUUUCUGUUCUGGUGUUUUACAUUACGUGUACUGUACUUCAGAAGUUAGUCGUGGCCAUCAACUGUUAAGUUACUGUCCGUCUCACUAUCUUAUUGGUUGAGGAUUUGAUUGAGUUUGUCAUUAAAGUGAAUUUUUUUGCAUAUUAUUUUCUUCCUAGAGGAAUUCUUUUGACAGAGUAAAACAUGUGGACACAAGGAGUUUGACAAAAUGAGGCAUGUGUCCCAGCUGCACUUCAGACCAGUUUUUGUUUUGCAGUGUUUGCUCAUCAGAAUGCAACCGCGGAAGAGUCUGUUGUGUAAGCUUGUGGAGUAACCUUUUUUUUUAUAAAUAUAAUUUAUGUAAUGAUUAAUUACCUGGUAGUGUUUCUUAAAAAAGGACAAAAAACAAAGCAUGUUUGUUAAUGUGUAGGAUUUUCAAUAAUUCUCCAUUUGUUCUUGGGAUUUUACAGGAAGAGUACGCUGGUUUCCUAUUUGUGUAAAUACGUGUUGAUAGAAAUUUCACAGUUAAAUAAAUCUGUUU
Cololabis saira (Pacific saury) is the source of this 2375-nucleotide messenger RNA. Its product is annotated as transmembrane protein 198-like. The transcript has 5 exons. The record is from RefSeq and is a predicted model, not a curated record. Bases 470 to 1498 code for a protein of 342 amino acids. Gene Ontology annotation, cellular component: plasma membrane. NCBI's taxonomy places the organism in Eukaryota, Metazoa, Chordata, Actinopteri, Beloniformes, Belonidae.